AUGGACGACGAAGCCUUCACCAACAUAAGCGGAAAGCCUAUAUCUCUAGAAUGCCACAGCCACUCCAGCUUUUGCAGGGAAUUCACUGUUAGCUCUCCCAAAGUGUCCAUCGGCAAGGUGACGGUGUACACCUGCUGUGUGUGGCUGUUAGCUUAUGGCGUGUUCUUUUUUACACAGAACACGGCGGUUCUCUCCAGCGCUAUAUUCAUCACCCUCAUUGGCAUGAUGCUUCAUAUCCACCUCGUGAAAGUGGACCAUGAGACCCUCCUAAUCAUUGGCUCCUUGGGGAUUCAAGUCUCGUCCAGCUACGCCUCGGGCCGCGAGAUCACCACUUUCAUCGAGAUGAGCAAGAUCAAAGAUAUAGUCAUCAAUGAAGCUAUUUACAUGCAUCAAAUCAUCUACUAUCUUUGUGUGCUGUUGAAGGAUCCCUCAGAACAUGAUACAGUGUCAGGUGUUGUACCAUUGUUUCAGAGCUCAAAGCCACGGCUCAACUGCUUGGAGAAAGUUUAUAAAAGCUGUCAAGAGAUUCUCUCGGCCUGCCAGUGA
Messenger RNA from Menidia menidia (Atlantic silverside), 546 nucleotides. The record is from the annotation of a GenBank genome assembly. Lineage: Eukaryota; Metazoa; Chordata; Actinopteri; Atheriniformes; Atherinopsidae.